This is a messenger RNA of Drosophila montana, 674 nucleotides long. RefSeq lists its product as uncharacterized. The transcript is spliced from 2 exons. NCBI's taxonomy places the organism in Eukaryota, Metazoa, Arthropoda, Insecta, Diptera, Drosophilidae. The coding region runs from base 16 to 609 and encodes 197 amino acids. The record is from RefSeq and is a predicted model, not a curated record.
UGUCAAGCUGUCAGAAUGAAUGCGCAGAGUCAACUCGUCCACUGCGGCUGGCUACUGGUAUUGCUAUCGCCGCUCAACCUGGUAGCCUGCUACGGAGAUCUCAGUCGCAGCCGCUUGACGGCCCAGGCGGAGCACAAUUUGGCUGCCAUUACGAAGCAUGCCAUGGUUCAGGCCACAGAGCUGGUAGAUAGUGUGGUCGAUGAUCUGCUCGUUCUGGACUCACAGAACCCCAUAAUACUCGGCUAUCUGAGCAACUUCGAGGCGUUCCUUGCCAUUGACAACAACCACACAAAGGAAGCGCUGCAGUCCUUCUAUAACAUUGUGGGCGUGUAUCUGGAUGCAGAUGUCGCCGAGAAGACGUCGAGCAUUGAGAUCCAAUUAAUUGCCAUGUGUCUGCAGCGCACUGGCUUUGAUAGAUGGAAGCGCACGAUUCAGAUGCGAUCCACCCAAUUACUCAAAUCCUUUGGCAAGAAGCUCAAAAAGUACAUGGACACGCUGGACCAGGAGGAACGUUUGGGCCUGGAGCUGAGAUGGAAACGCGUUAUAUCACGCGGCGGUCAAAGGAAACUGGAAAAGUUCCGAGAGUUUGUUACUUGGCUGGCGAGAUAAUCCAACUGAAUAUUUACACAGUUUUCACAUAAAACUUAAUUUAUUUCUAGAAAUAAGAAUUAGAU